This is a messenger RNA of Mizuhopecten yessoensis (Yesso scallop), 3763 nucleotides long. RefSeq names its product protein PIF-like. The record is from RefSeq and is a predicted model, not a curated record. The coding region runs from base 374 to 3736 and encodes 1120 amino acids. Gene Ontology annotation, cellular component: extracellular region. Lineage: Eukaryota; Metazoa; Mollusca; Bivalvia; Pectinida; Pectinidae. Gene Ontology annotation, molecular function: chitin binding. The transcript is spliced from 12 exons.
UGCAGGUCCUGUACUAGGGUAGUACUCCGCCGACUCAGGCUAAACACCAGUACCUCAUAUCUCCGAGCUCCUUGGCGGUGCGUAGCCUGUCGGUUUGCUGUGUCGUAUUCAUUUAAGCGAAUGCAAGUGUCGGCAGGUAUAGGGAUAAUGCUUAGCCUAUAGGAGCGUAAUCCUAGUCUCAGUUCACCAUGUCGCCACGUCACUCUACUGCUCAUUCUGGGAGGUUACACCUGGCUCAGCCAGACGUCACUGGGGAGGCCACACCCGACACAGGGAAGGGUCAGUGCAUAUACCUAUAGUCACAUCCAGGGCAUUUAGUCUACAGAUCCUGAACUGACCAUAUCAAACCAGAGAUUGACGGCACGGACUCAGCAUGACCGGACCCAAGUUGUCCGGAUGUAUGGCGCUAUUCUUAUUCCUGGUUGAAUACACAGCUGCAAAUUGUGCUUUGAAACUCGAUCUCGUGUUCAUCAUAGACGGUACGAGUGCCGUGUCCCCUCACGACUUCUCCAAACUCAAACAGGCGGUGCUCGCGCUUCUCAGGUGCAUGCACGAGCGAGACCAAGUACACGCGGGGGUGAUCGUAUACGGAUCAACACUGGCCCGUCCUAUACCCCUCUCCGGCGACAGGAACAAGCUGGUGGAGCUGGAGAAUAUCAAUCCACCCAUGGGAGAGCCAGAAACUCAUAUCGCACUGUUAAACGGAAGAGCGCUAUUCCGGAAACGAGGCAGGGCAGAAGUGAGGAAAGUUGCAGUUUUUGUUACAAGUGGAUUAGGAAAUUUUGUACAGGAGACUAUUCAACAGGCAGCGCAUGCGCGUGAAGAAGGAUAUAGAUUAUUUGUGGUCACUUUGGCGGAUGGCGUGGAGGGUGCUGAUCAGUUACCUUGGCAGCCAGGAGAUAUAUUCAAACUUAAAAAUGUCAAUGAAAUGGUUGAAGAACUCGGAAAAAUAGCAAGAAAAAUAUGUACUGUUGCCCAUGCCGAGCCCAUCAAACCCUUAGUCAGCAUUAUCAGCGCAAGUCCUCUGGCUAGGCCGCCAAUCAAAUCCCACGGGGAUAUCGCCGUAGCUCUCAGCAGGGGAAAUACGAACAUUGAUAUAAAAGGUGCGUGUUCCGAGAGUAUCAUGGUGGAAGGCGUUGGCUACGCCCGUCAUCCUACAGAAUGUGAGAAGUUCAUCCAGUGCUUCCUAAAGGAGAGUGGGGUGUGGUACAACAAGGUCCAGUCCUGUGGGGUGGGCGAAUUCUGGGACCACGCCCUCCUGGCAUGUCGAAUAGCUGAAGUAGUUGACUGUCCAAACGAUAGGUGCAAGGACCCAUCCGUGACGUCAGUGCCUCACUCUGACAAUUGUAGGGCGUACUACCAUUGUGAGACGGGCCGUUCCGUAGGACAGUGCUGUCCAAAUGGGUCAUCCUUCGUUUCAGAACGAGGCUGUGUAAACCAUACCACGUGUUCUCAGGAAUGUCAACUGGAAGUGAUACCAAAACCAGGCUUCUGUGACAGAGCGCCUGUGUUUGGCAGACCGAAAGUCUACAGUCAAUACGUCGGCACCGGAUCGUUCUGGAUAGAGAUGCUCUGCGCAAACGGAAGUUGGUACAACGACCGGAAAUGCGGCUGUUUUGAGAAGAUAAUGAAACCGUGGGACACUGAAAUUAACAACAGAAAUUCCAUCUGUAGGCCGGAAGUCUACCUACCUUUCUGUGGCGGACUAAUGGACCAAUCUGGACAUGACAACGUCAUCGAGAACGAGGGUGACCGCGUUUUUGUCAUUGACGGGAAGGCUUAUUUCAACGGUCACUCCACUCUCUAUAUUCCAAGCUUCUCGGACGCUCACUACGGAGACUCGGUCGUCAUCAAGCUCAAGUAUAAGAUGGCAAACAGAACACCAGAGGGGGGAGGUGACCACACAGAGCAAUAUGGUGACUUCGACUACUACAACUCAAACGAUGAAAGCUACGGGUUUAACGAUGAGUAUGACCAAGACGAGGACGACAAACUUUACCGCACAAUGGCGCUCGUCUCCAAUGGCGACUGUGACAACGACUACACGUGGUCUGGUUCGUGUUACGAGAACCCAACCAUCACUAUUGCGACGAAUAGACGGACAACCAUCUUUGACGUCCAAACGUCCGAGGACGAGCACGAAACGCAGAUGGAGGUGCACAAAAAACACGAUAAAACCCUUCACGAUGACGUGGAUUAUUAUGAUGACGAAUAUUACUCCUAUCUGUUUGAGAACAGGUUCCACGACGACUCCAACAACUGUACCAACGACACGUGGGAUGACGAAUGGCGGACUGUAAUGUUCCUGGUCCAUAACAAUACAUUCAGCGUUUACGACAACAACCUUCACGACCAAAGUCCAGUUUCUGGCUUCGUGAAAACUACGUCAGCAGGACUUCAGUUUGGCCAGGGUUCGGGCUUCAGAAACUUCAAAGGAUACAUGGACGAGAUCUACGUGUAUCUGUGCAGGCCAGACGAUGCCAUCCUGUUCGAUAAUGUCAACAAUACUGAAACUGGUUAUACGACAUCUGAAUUAAAUAUUGAAGAAGCAACCAGAGAGAUAUAUCCAGAUGUGAGAACGUAUCCGAAAACUUCGAUCGGAACAACAGAAGUAGAGAUAUCACGUGACGCUUUGGUCAGCAGGAGUUCAGUGAUGACGGAGUCGACUGUAACAGAAUAUGAUCAGCUUUAUCUUACACGCAUCAUAGCAGAGGCAUUGGAUUCAGAGUUUUCUACUACAACAGAAACGAUGGAUUUACCGGAAGUGACAUCACUCGAAGAUAAUUCAACGUCAUUUAAAGAAUCAGUAACAGCAUUUUUCGAUUCGGAAGCAACUUUAAAGAACAGUGCAUCAACUUUAAGCAUAACAUCGUCUUCAAUCAUAGAUAUAACAUCAUCAUCUGAAACCGAAAUAACAUCAAAUUCAUUAAGUGAUUCCUCAUCAAUGUCUAGUGACGCCAAACAGCCGAUAGUAGGAAAUACAGAAACAUUCAUCGAAACAUCAUCAAUUGCUUUAAAUACAAGUUAUCAAACAACUUUUGUACCGGCAGUAAAAGACUACUCUACUGGAAGUAAACUUCCAUUAAUCGAUGGAGAGUUGAAAAAUCUAAAUAACGUCACUUCCGUUACUGAUAUGUUGGAAAGAAGUGAUUCAUAUAAUAGCUCAUAUGAAUAUAACAUAACUACCCAAUCACCUUUUGUUGAUAAUACAAAAGUUACUGACAAUAUAACAAUACCUAAUAUCACACUACGUGACAUCGUUCUUAAAAAUAACUCAUUAAUAUCGUUAAUUACAGGUAAAAAUAUUGAUUUAAAUUCGAAAAAAAAUGCUUCAAACUUAGACCUUGGAAACGAAACAUUACAGUUACUAAACAAUAGUGAAAGUAAAGGAAAUCAUUGCUGUAUUAAUUCUAAUUUACACGGUGCUACAGGAAUGCACAACCAGACUGCUCAAAGCGUUCUCAAGACAAAUGGUGCUAUUAUCCACAACGAAAAUGGUCAACAUAGUGAUAACGAAGGCCGUAUAGCCGGAAACAAUAGUCUUACAAUGGCUAUACAAACUACUGACCGCCCGACCCCCGGGGAUACUACCGUCCCGGGAUCUGCAGUAACUCAAUCGUUUAAAUUUACAAAUUGGCUAUUUGCCAAGUAUGGAAGUGAUUAUCGUAGCGAGAAUGGACGAUCACGUGGGACUGACAGCGAGACUAACGUGACUAGUUCGAGACCAGAAAACUGAUUAUACUUUAAUAAAGAUAUUUUUGUA